Molecule: messenger RNA, 111 nt
Organism: Aedes albopictus (Asian tiger mosquito)
Lineage: Eukaryota; Metazoa; Arthropoda; Insecta; Diptera; Culicidae
Exons: 2
Source: RefSeq, a predicted model, not a curated record
UCCGAGUGGAAUCCUCUCAGGAUUCCGAGUGGAAUCCUCUCAGGAUUCCGAGUGGAAUCCCGAGUGGAAUCCUCUCAGGAUUCCGAGUGGAAUCCUCUCAGGAUUCCGAGU